Messenger RNA from Talpa occidentalis (Iberian mole), 2442 nucleotides. RefSeq names its product phosphoglucomutase 1 (gene PGM1). NCBI's taxonomy places the organism in Eukaryota, Metazoa, Chordata, Mammalia, Eulipotyphla, Talpidae. The transcript has 11 exons. Bases 141 to 1829 code for a protein of 562 amino acids. Gene Ontology annotation, biological process: carbohydrate metabolic process. The record is from RefSeq and is a predicted model, not a curated record. Gene Ontology annotation, molecular function: phosphoglucomutase activity; magnesium ion binding. Gene Ontology annotation, cellular component: cytosol.
GAGGAGGAGGGCCGAGCGCGGCCGAGAGCCGGCGUAGCCCCUGCCUACCCUCACACCCGGCACCCGCACCCCGGAGCAGCUGCAGCCACUGCUCCGGCUGCCCCCGGCUUGGAAGAUCCCCACAGGCCACAGUCGCCACCAUGGUGAAGAUCGUGACGGUGAAGACCCAGGCGUACCCGGACCAGAAGCCGGGCACCAGCGGGCUGCGGAAGCGGGUGAAGGUGUUCCAGAGCAACACCAACUACGCGGAGAAUUUUAUCCAGAGUAUCAUCUCCACCGUGGAGCCGGCGCAGCGACAGGAGGCCACCCUGGUGGUGGGCGGGGACGGCAGGUUCUACAUGAAGGAAGCCAUCCAGCUCAUCAUCCGCAUCGCCGCCGCCAACGGGAUUGGUCGCUUGGUUAUUGGACAGAAUGGAAUCCUUUCCACCCCUGCAGUGUCCUGCAUUAUUAGAAAAAUCAAAGCCAUUGGUGGGAUCAUUCUGACAGCCAGUCACAACCCAGGAGGGCCCAACGGAGAUUUUGGAAUCAAAUUCAACAUUUCCAAUGGAGGUCCUGCUCCAGAAGCAAUCACUGAUAAGAUUUUCCAAAUUAGCAAGACAAUAGAAGAAUAUGCAGUUUGUCCUGACCUGAAAGUAGACCUUGGAAUACUGGGAAAGCAGCAGUUUGACCUAGAAAACAAGUUCAAACCCUUCACAGUGGAAAUCGUGGAUUCAGUGGAAGCUUAUGCUACUAUGCUGAGAAACAUCUUUGAUUUCAGUGCACUGAAAGAACUGCUUUCUGGUCCAAACCGACUAAAGAUCCGUAUAGAUGCCAUGCACGGAGUUGUGGGACCGUAUGUGAAGAAGAUCCUCUGUGAAGAACUUGGUGCCCCGGCAAACUCAGCAGUUAACUGUGUUCCUCUGGAGGACUUUGGAGGUCACCAUCCUGACCCCAACCUCACCUAUGCAGCUGAUCUGGUGGAGACCAUGAAGACAGGAGAGCAUGACUUUGGGGCUGCCUUUGAUGGAGAUGGGGAUCGAAAUAUGAUUCUGGGCAAGCAUGGAUUCUUUGUGAACCCUUCAGACUCAGUGGCUGUCAUUGCUGCCAACAUCUUCAGCAUUCCGUAUUUCCAGCAAACCGGGGUCCGUGGCUUUGCACGCAGCAUGCCCACCAGUGGUGCCCUGGACCGGGUGGCUAAUGCUACAAAGAUCGCUUUGUAUGAAACCCCAACUGGCUGGAAGUUUUUUGGGAAUUUGAUGGAUGCAAGCAAACUGUCUCUUUGUGGGGAGGAGAGCUUCGGGACUGGUUCUGACCACAUCCGUGAGAAAGAUGGACUCUGGGCUGUUCUAGCUUGGCUUUCUAUUCUAGCCACCCGCAAACAGAGUGUGGAAGACAUUCUCAAAGAUCACUGGCAAAAGUAUGGCCGUAAUUUCUUCACCAGGUACGAUUAUGAGGAGGUGGAAGCCGAGGGGGCAAACAAAAUGAUGAAGGACUUGGAGGCCCUGAUAUCGGAUCGCUCCUUUGUGGGGAAACAGUUCUCAGCGGGUGACAAAGUUUAUACCGUGGAGAAAAUUGAUAACUUUGAAUACAGUGAUCCAGUGGAUGGAAGUGUUUCGAGAAAUCAGGGUUUGCGACUAAUUUUUGCAGAUGGUUCUCGCAUUAUCUUUCGACUGAGCGGCACUGGGAGUGCCGGGGCCACCAUCCGAUUGUACAUCGACAGCUAUGAGAAGGACAUUGCCAAGAUCUACCAGGACCCCCAGGUCAUGUUGGCGCCCCUCAUUUCCAUUGCUCUGAAGGUGUCCCAGCUCCAGGAAAGGACAGGACGCACUGCACCCACUGUUAUAACCUAAGAAGACCAGCCCGAUGCAGUACGUCCCUCCACCCUAAGACCUUCCAGGUCAUCUGAUUGAAGAGCGUGGACAGAAACAAAGUGUCUUCACGCAGCCUUUUUAGGAUUUGGUUUUACACUAACCAGUUGUUGAUGAAUGGCACAUUAAUGAGGUCCUUCCUGUUGAGAUGACUGCGGCAAACAUAUGGGAAAGAGAGGGCCCAAGGGCUUAUGCUGAUAUCAGUCCCUUUUCGUGCACUUCUGCUGUGUGGGUAUUUGUGUCCUUAGCACUAGUUUUUGUUUACACUACAAUGUUAGAUGGACAUUAGCUUACGAGGCCCUUUUUCAUCCUUGCGAUAUACCAAUGAAAUGACAGUACAAAUUCCUUUCUCCUGGGUGAAUCUUUCCCACUUCCCCCUCGUUUCCCCCCCAUCCCCCCACCCCCCAUUUACUGUUUACAUGUACUCUAACAAAAUGCAAUUUCUGGUGCCUUCUCUCCAAUCAGUUUUUUCCUCAGAGUGAGACGUACUUGUCUAAAGAUUUCUGCCUUGUUUUGCAAAAAGUUCCCAUUCACACAAAUAUUUUGGGAUAUUAAAGCAAAAUAAGCUACUAUUUCUUGAGGCUUUUUUUUUUUU